AAUAAAUAACUUUAGACUCUAUGAUAGAGUCUGCAUUGUGAGUGCCCUAAUGGAGCCAGGGGAGCUAGGUUCACAUGGCUUCUAUUCUCCAAUGGAGCAAAAUCAUAAGAAGCUAGAACCGUUUUAUCUUAGAUCUACAGUUUUGAACAAGCUGAUUGAAAGAAGCCCCAUCGAAGGGGCCCUAAUAAUGUUGGGCGCUAUUAAUGUCACUUUCGUAGUGGUCGUACGGAGCAGGUGGCAAGUUUCCAAUUCUGCAUUCCGCAACUUUGGAUGGAGAGAUUGUAGCCGCCUAGUUGCCAAACCACGUAGACAGGGUAAAAUCUCCAAGGCACCACGCCAAUGAUGGGGGAUGGGCUGGGCGGCCGCUGAUUUGCUCGAACGGAAGCCGCACAAUGCCGUGGCAGAUAAAAGUCGGGAACGUGCUGCUCCUGUAGCAGCUACGCGCGCCCAGGACGCAGCAACAGCAUGACCCUGGUCCCUGCCGGUGGAAGAAAUGCGCCGCACCCAGACCCCUGUCCGUGGGCCAAGUGCCCAAGGCAUUCGUAGUAUUGGCUAAGACCAGUCUCAAUGUAUAGUUUAAUGACACAGCUAUCAAGAUUAUAAAUUAGAUAAUCGAGCCACAAGAGUUUUAUGGGGAUUAAACUCCUCUCUCAUCUAAUGAAACUCCUUCAUUUAAUGACUCUGUCAAAUCAACAAUUUUAGAUUAUGUGACACCUUAUUUAAUAUACAUGACACUCUAAUAAAACAUGUAUUGACACUGGCCAGCCUGAUGGCUCGUAGCGCGCUUCGCGAGCAGAUCGCGCACGUACCUUCCACUGACCCAGUGCGGGGCCGAUGCCGCCGGACUUUUCGCCCCCGAAAGGCUGCACGGCGCAGUGCACAGAAUCGCUAGCUAGGGGCCUAGUAGGGCUCAAGCAGCAAUCAGGUGGAUCACGCCACGUACACGGCCGUUCGGCUAUACGGCGAUGCCGAUCUCAUGACCGAGACCGCCGCGGACCCUCCGUGUGCCCUCCUCGUUCAUCAGUCCUGAUUAUUAUGCUCCGCCCGCCGCGGUCGUCGUUGUUGCGUGCUUAGCCAUAGCCGUAGCUCCUCCCGCUCCCCCAAGGAAGCCUCUCGCCUCUCGGACAGACCAAUCAGGCGGUGGAACGCCAGCGCGCAUGCAAUGGCGGUGCACGACUCGCUCGAGGUGCUCGACGGCCGCUGCGACGACGACGACGACGGCCACCCGCGCCGGACUGGGACCGCGUGGACGUGCGCGGCGCACAUCAUCACGGCGGUGAUCGGCUCCGGGGUGCUGUCGCUGGCCUGGAGCGUGGCGCAGCUGGGCUGGGUGGUCGGCCCGGCCUGCUUGUUCUGCUUCGCGCUCGUCACCUACGUCUCCGCGGCGCUGCUCGCCGACUGCUACCGGCGCGGCGACCCCGAGAAGGGGCCAAGGAACCGCUCCUACUUGGACGCCGUCCGCGUCUACCUCGGCAAGAAGCAUACCUGGGCUUGCGGCUCGCUGCAGUUCGUGAGCCUGUACGGCUGCGGCGUCGCCUAUAUCAUCACCACCGCCACUAGCAUAAGGGCGAUUCUGAAGGCGAACUGCUACCACAAGCAUGGGCACGACGCGCACUGCGACUACGGUGGCAGCUACUACAUGCUCGUCUUCGGCGCCGCCCAGCUCCUCCUCUCCUUCAUACCGGACUUCCACGACAUGGCGUGGCUCUCCGUCGUCGCGGCGGUCAUGUCGUUCUCGUACGCCUUCAUCGGCUUUGGCCUCGGCCUCGCAACAACCAUUGCUAACGGGACGAUCAAAGGAAGCAUAACAGGUGUUCAGAUGAGGACGCCUAUGCAGAAGGUUUGGCGCGUCUCGCAGGCCAUCGGCGACAUUGCCUUCGCGUACCCCUACUCCUUGAUCCUCCUGGAAAUACAGGACACCCUCAAGUCACCACCAGCCGAGAACAAGACGAUGAAGAGGGCAUCCAUGAUCUCGAUCCUUGUCACCACAUUCUUCUACCUUUGCUGCGGCUGCUUCGGCUACGCCGCCUUUGGGAGCGACGCGCCGGGCAACCUCCUCACCGGCUUCGGCUUCUAUGAGCCCUACUGGCUCAUCGACUUCGCCAACGCCUGCAUCAUCCUCCACCUGCUGGGCGGGUACCAGGUGUACAGCCAGCCGAUCUUCCAGUUCGCGGACCGGUUCUUCGCGGAGCGGUUCCCGGACAGCGGGUUCGUGAACGACUUCCACACCGUCCGGUUGGGGUGCCUGCCGGCGUGCCGGGUGAACCUGCUGCGCGUGUGCUUCCGGACGCUGUACGUGGCGUCCACGACGGCGGUGGCCGUGGCGUUCCCCUACUUCAACGAGGUGCUGGCGCUGCUGGGCGCGCUCAACUUCUGGCCGCUGGCCAUCUACUUCCCCGUGGAGAUGUACUUCAUCCAGCGGAACGUGCCCCGGUGGUCCGCCCGCUGGGUCGUCCUGCAGACCUUCAGCGUCGUCUGCCUCCUCGUCAGCGCCUUCGCGCUCGUCGGCUCCAUCGAGGGGCUAAUCACCCAGAAGCUAGGCUAGGCUAGUCCAGUCCAGUAGAACAUGCUAUGUGCUUUGGGUUGCUUUUCUUGUUGUUGUAAUGGUAUAAUGGAGAAUGCAGCAGCAGUAGGCUAAAAGCGAAUGCGGGGAUGACGACGAACAGCAGCAGCGUACACUAGUAUAGUAGCAGGUCUUCAGCAGGAUCAGGGAAUGGCAGCGUGAUCUAUUUAUUUUCAGUGCCUUCCUCCUGCAUUGGAUUGUAACAUGGAAACUGUGUUACCAUGUAUACAUGUCGUGUUGAUACC
Sorghum bicolor (sorghum) is the source of this 2808-nucleotide messenger RNA. RefSeq names its product probable amino acid permease 7. Bases 1163 to 2545 code for a protein of 460 amino acids. Gene Ontology annotation, cellular component: plasma membrane. The transcript is spliced from 7 exons. Lineage: Eukaryota; Viridiplantae; Streptophyta; Magnoliopsida; Poales; Poaceae. The record is from RefSeq and is a predicted model, not a curated record.